This is a messenger RNA of Xylaria bambusicola, 1633 nucleotides long. RefSeq lists its product as uncharacterized. The coding region runs from base 217 to 1440 and encodes 407 amino acids. The transcript is spliced from 4 exons. The record is from RefSeq and is a predicted model, not a curated record. NCBI's taxonomy places the organism in Eukaryota, Fungi, Ascomycota, Sordariomycetes, Xylariales, Xylariaceae.
UUGGAUUGCUAAAGCGUGGGCUUUCAAUAUGGCAGUCGGCCUCCUCGGCUUACUCAUCGCGCUUAGAAUAGCGAAAGGCUGGCGCCAGCAGUCCUACCUACCCAUAUCCCGCUGACCUGAGAGAACAUAUUUACUCGAGUAUAUAUAGGAUUGUAAUUUCCAACAUGGACUUGUUCAUAAGGAGGGAGGCAGCUCGCCACAAGAGGUACAGGAAGUAUGUUCCGCACACUACAAAUCUCAGCCAUAUUGAGUCUGGCGAGCCAGUCCAUAUGCAAUCCUUUAGCAUUUCAGCCGGUUGCACGACAGGACUCUACUAUCGAUCGGUCCACCUUGAAUGGGAAAUUCUUUGUCGGGUACCAAGCAUGGUUUAGGAAACCAUUUGAAGACAAUGGCAAUUCGCAUUGGACCACGGAUACACCAUCGCCAGAAGUUGGACACGUCGGCGUUGAUAUGAUCCCGGAUGUGUCUGGAUAUCCUGCUGAAUGUCUCUUUGAUACUCCCUUCACCCGCCCUGAUGGUUCAUUCGCCCAGUUCUAUAGUAAUGAUUGCGAUGGUGUCGUGGACCUUCACUUCAAGAUGAUGGCGGACCACGGGAUAAGUGGUGCAUUUUUACAGCGCUUCUAUGGCUACAUAAAUGAAGCCAAUGGAGGCUGGAUUAAUAUUUUUAACGCAGCUAAGGAUGCUGCGGAAAAAUAUGGCCGUGGUUUCGUGAUUGAGUACGACCUAAAUGGUGCAGCCACGGCAUCAACAAACGUCACGGCUACGUUCCUCGCCGACCUAGCAGCACUGAGUGACAUCACUUCGUCCCCUGCCUACAUGCACCACGAAGGAAAACCCGUCAUCGAAAUUUGGGGGUUCGGUAUUGUAAACGAGGUGAGUGCUGAUGAUGGCAUCGCCAUUGUUACGGCCCUGAAGAACGCCGGCUUCUAUGUAAUUCUUGGUGUCCAGCAAGCGUGGCACGCCGAGAUGGUUGAGAAUCAACCCGGGCGAUUUGGACCAGUAUAUCGCCUCGCCGACAUGAUUCAACCCUGGACAGUAGGCGCAUAUGACAUCAACGGUUACCAGGACUUCUUGAACGGACGGCAGGCUAUCGAGGAUGCCGGGGCACUCCAGGGACUCGGUAUCGACAGCAGCAUCGUUGUGUGGCCUGGAGGAUCGAGCAGUAAUGCGAACCCAAACGAACAGUUUGAUCAUUUCCCAAGGUGGAAUGGCACUUUCUAUCAGAUGCAGCUAGAAGGCGCCGUGUCAUUAAAGCCGACGUUCAUCUUCGGUGCGAUGUUUGACGAGAUGAACGAAGGCACUUCUAUCUUUCCCGUUCUUAGGACUAGAGAUUUGCCCACCAAUCAGAGAUUCUUAGGAAUCGACAAUGACAUGGCCACCGAUGCAUACCUUCAAAUGGCUGGAGAUGCUGCUGCACGUUGCGCACAAAUCUGGCAGUAGUAUUGUUAUAACAACAACAUAGUUAUAUCAACAUAAUAAAAAGCUUACAUCGACAAAGAAGCAGUCUCAACACCACCACAUACUUGGCAUAUUGGUUCGCUAUACUACUGAUACCAUAAUACCAUUCGCCGGAGAUCAUAGGUCAUUCAGUCCAAUCAAUCUUAAGGUCCCGAAAUCUCCGAGUGGAGUCGUC